Rodentolepis nana is the source of this 789-nucleotide messenger RNA. Lineage: Eukaryota; Metazoa; Platyhelminthes; Cestoda; Cyclophyllidea; Hymenolepididae. The record is from the annotation of a GenBank genome assembly.
AUUAGCAAAGAGCCUAGGGCCGUGAAGACACUGUCCUGGUCUCCAGAUGGCUACUGUCUUGCUGCUGCUUGGAGUACUCAUGGAUUGGCUCUUUGGAGUGUAUUUGGUUCCCUCCUCUACUCAACAUUCCUCGAUCAAACGGAAGUUACUCGGUUUCUUGCACCUCUUAAUUUUUGCUGGACACUGAAGGGCUUCCGUCUAUGGACCAUCUCCUCUUUCGUAGAUGAUCCAGAUCGACGUGAAAGAGAGGAGUACCUCAACGCUUUUCGAGAACGUCUCCUUAGCAGUUGUAACGCCCUUCCACAAACUCAGCGCCAAAUUGCAAAGAAUGUGGCCAAAAUGCGUUCCGAUUUGCAUUUAGACGACAGUGGAGAUUAUGAGAAUGGAAGCAAAAUCUCUACCAAUGGGAAAUCCACUUUAGAAAAGAAUCGAAACUUUCUGAUGGUCUUUCAUCUUGCCAAAUCCGCCUUAGCAGCUAAUCCAACUGUGGAUAAUCAUCUUCAUUUACUGAUGCAUACAGCAGAUUCUAUUUAUGUUACUGUUCGUCGAUUUCUGCAUUCCCGAAGAAAUAUGCUUGUUGUGCCUCUUCCACCAGAGUACAUCAGAACUAACUUCCCUCUCAAGUUCGCGGCAAUUAAUCCAGAGGGAAGCCAAGUGGCUGUAGCGGGAUCGCGGGGAUUUUCCCUCUGUGUCUUGUCAACUCUACAAUGGCGUCUUUUUGGCAACAUCACUCAAGCGUUACUUUUCUUAAAACCCUUGGUCACUAACACUCUUCGAAUUCCUCUUUAG